Messenger RNA from Cucumis sativus (cucumber), 1465 nucleotides. Its product is annotated as E3 ubiquitin-protein ligase ATL42-like. The transcript has a single exon. The record is from RefSeq and is a predicted model, not a curated record. Lineage: Eukaryota; Viridiplantae; Streptophyta; Magnoliopsida; Cucurbitales; Cucurbitaceae. The annotation marks the transcript as partial.
CUAUUUUUCUUUUUUCCUGUCAUUGCACAAGCACCUUCUCCACCAAAAGCGGGUUCUGGUAUUCCACAAAACUUCACCAUUGUUAUUGGAAUCCUCUCCAUCAUGUUCUCCAUGGUCUUCAUCCUUGUUGUUUAUGCAAAAUUCUGUCACCCGACUUCCCAUUUUCGUGGCGAACCGCAAGCUCAUCUCGGGCAUGGACUUCUCAGAUCAGACUCAAGAUUUUCUGGGGUUGAUCAAAAGGUGAUUGAUGCACUUCCUUUCUUUAGAUUCUCAUCACUCAAAGGAUCAAGGGAAGGGCUGGAAUGUGCUGUUUGCUUAUCCAAAUUUGAGGACAUUGAAGUCCUUCGGUUGCUUCCGAAAUGCAAGCAUGCCUUUCACAUUGGCUGUAUUGACCAUUGGCUCGAAAAGCACUCGAGCUGUCCCAUUUGUCGGUGUAGGAUAGGUGUCGAGGACAUUGCAUUCUUUAAAUCUAACAGUAUAAGACUAAUCAGGAACAACAGCCGGCCAGAGCUGCCACAAGAUUCACGCAUAGAGCUCUUCGUGCAGAGAGAGGAAAAUCAUCAUAACUCUUCAAGGUCCAACAACGGAACCAGCUUCAGGAACAUAGGAAAAGGUAACAAGGAAAAAGAAGUAUUGAUCGAAAAUGAAGCUGGUGAAUGCGAAAGUGAGGAGCGAGUGCUUUUUCACAAGCAUAAACACAAGAUUCUUGUAUCUGACUUUGUUUUCAUGAACAGAUGGAGCAACUUGAGUUCUUCUGACCUUGUGUUCUUGAACACAGAAAUGCUUGGGGUCAUGUCCAGCAAUAGAUUCUCUUCUUUAGAUUCAGAAAGCAUUAGCCAAUCAGCAACAAGAGAAAAAGAAGGCAAAAAGACUUCACAAAUUAAGGAGGAGAUGGAAAUGAAGAGAUCAUUCGAGAGGAGGAUAAGCAUAGCUGAGAAAAAUAGCUUAGUUUCAAUCUCAGGCAUUUCUUCUACAUCAUCAGAUCCUAAUGCAAGUACAUCAAGGACAACAAUUCUUAAUGAAAGAAGAUCUGUCUCAGACACCACUGCUUUUUCAAGAUUUGGUUAUUUUAAUGAGAAUGCAACAAGAGACAGUUCUAUGAUUGAAGCUGAUGCAAAAAGUUUCAGAAUUAGGCAGCUAUGGUUGCCAAUAGCUAGAAGAACAGUGCAAUGGUUUGCCAAUAGGGAACAAAGGUUUCGACUGUCAAAGUACACACAGCAGCCAGAUGCAUAGACAGAAUGAAUUUCAAGGGUUUGUAAUCCUUGUUUAAAAAUAUAGUCAUUUGAUUCGUUUCUAAUCAUUUAAAAUGGAUCUUUUGUUCUUCUCUCUUGGGUGUUGUUACAGAGAUCAGAGGCUGCUGUCUUCUAAUCCAAAAGUUUGAGUUAUUUUGGUGACUUUUCUUAAAUGUAAACACGAACCCCUUUUAGUCAUAAGAUGAUUAAUCUUUUUGUCAUUUUCUUUUAAA